Molecule: messenger RNA, 1200 nt
Organism: Prunus armeniaca (apricot)
Lineage: Eukaryota; Viridiplantae; Streptophyta; Magnoliopsida; Rosales; Rosaceae
Source: the annotation of a GenBank genome assembly
AUGGAGGAUAUGCCUCUACCCGCUCUCUUCGAGCAAGCUCAGAAGAUCCAUCUAACAGCGACAGAUUCUGGCGAUGUUGAUCAGGAAGUGGUGAGGAAGGGAUGCAAGGCUUUGGAGAAGUGCGAUGAAAUGAUAAGCAAGCUGGGCUUGUUCUCAACCAACGAGACCAAGGAGGAUAUCAGCACCACCAAUCUCAAAUAUCUUCUGGUGCCAUAUUAUCUUGGUGAGUUAACUGAAAAAGUUGCACAGGAUGACAGGAUGCAGAUUCUUAAGGCAUCCCAGGCUAAGUUAAAGGAAUUUAUAUCGUUUUGUGAGGCAAUGGAACUUGUACCUGAAGAGGAGUUACAAACAUCUGCGCCAGAUGGCCCAAAUUCACUUGUUGAUAGAAGAGCUCUGAAGAUUGCUCGAUUCAAACGCCAAAGAGCUGCAGAAUCAAAAUUGUUGGAAAUUAAGGAGCGGAAAGAGCGAAGAGGGCGUUCAACUAAAGCAGCUGCCUUGUCAACUUCUAUUGAGGCAGGAGAGGAAGAUGUGCUGGAUGAUGAUGGAGAGGAGGAGCGAGAGGCUUGGUUUACUACUAUCUCUUUGGCAGUUUGUAAGGCUUUUGAUCUGCUGGAGAUGCUAAAGAAAGAGGAAGAGAUGCUUCGAGCUUUUAAGGAAAGGCAGUCAAAGGAUGGGAACAAGGAAUUUUAUCAAGAUGUUCUUGAUGAUCGGGCCAAGAGGGCAGAAGCUUGGCAUCGUGAUGCUGCUGCUCGAGUGCAGUAUACCAGACCAGCAGAGCCUAUCACAUGUGCAACUUUUGCUCAAGAUGUUCUAGAAGGGAGAGCAAGUGUAUCACAGAUGCAUGAACAUAAACACCAGCCACUAAUAUUUGGACCAGCGAGUCUUGUAGGUGGAAAUCCAACAAGUGAGAGGGAAAGGAUGGCAGCUCAGGUUUUCCAGCCCAGUCAUAGGUUGCCCACCAUGAGCAUAGAGGAAGCUGGGCUGAAGGAGAUGGAGAUAAUGAACACAUGGCAAGAGAGGAAUGUUAAACUUAUGGAAGAAGCCAAUUCUGCAUGGUACAAGGAGAGUAGGAAACCAGGACCGCCUGAGGAGGAUGAUGAAGAUGAUGAUGCUGCUCAAGAUAAGGCGAGGGCAUGGGAUGACUGGAAAGAUGAUAAUCCUCGGGGUGCUGGCAAUAAGAAGCUCACCCCUUGUGGAUAA